ACUUCCCCGCCCGGUAUCGAAGGACUCUCGACCAUUCGCGUUCGGCUUCGAGGUUCUGAGGUGUGAGAUUGGAAACGAUGGGAGCGAUGUGGAGUUUGCUUUGGGGUUGGUGGACUGCCGGGACUCAGACCGUAGGUCCCCUAAAUGCCAGCGUGAGCAGCGUCCAGUAUGCAGAAAACGGUGACCUUGGACCUGAGGGCGAUGUGGCUGACCCGACAACAGGCCUGACCUUGCGCCACCGAACCGCUAUGGUCCGUACCUGGGACAUGGUUCGACCCGACAUGAAGGUGCACGGGAUCAAUUUUUUCAUAGAACUUUUCCGCACCGAGCCCGAACUACAGACCAGGUUUAAAGGUUUCGCCGACAAGUCCGCAGAGGAACUGAAGACGAACAAACGCCUUGCUGCCCACGCAUCCACGGUGAUGUUGGCAAUCACGGGUCUCGUCGAUAACCUGGACGAUGUGACUUGCUUGGUGGAAAUGCUGAACUCCACGGCUGUCAACCACAAGAGGAGAGGCAUUCCUUUCAAGGACUUCGAGCUCCUCGCGCCCGUGCUGGUGAAAUUCCUGAAGGACAGCUUGGGCUCCGCGUGGACUCCUGUGGCCGAGGAGGCGUGGGUCCAGGCGCUGAAGGUCAUCAACUCUGUCAUCUCCGGCACUUAUGACAGCUCGUAGGAGUCGGGGGCGAAGGAGAGGGGAAUGCAUGUGAAAGGGAGGAAGGAAGGAAAAAAAAAAAGAAGGAAAGGGAUGAAGAGAGAACAGAAGGAAGGA
Molecule: messenger RNA, 770 nt
Organism: Penaeus chinensis
Lineage: Eukaryota; Metazoa; Arthropoda; Malacostraca; Decapoda; Penaeidae
Product: globin-like
Exons: 6
Coding region: 78-674 (198 amino acids)
Biological process (GO): oxygen transport
Cellular component (GO): hemoglobin complex; extracellular region
Molecular function (GO): oxygen binding; heme binding
Source: RefSeq, a predicted model, not a curated record